CUCACAUUCCACAAUAGGGAACCGCCUUUUCGGCACACGCUAGUUUCCAAAGCAAACACACCCAUGGGGUUACCACUGUAAAGCGCUGCUGCUGUGGGUGUUUACGUGCAGCUUAAGUGACUAAUGGAUGAAAUGAUGCCAAACUGAGUCACGUUAAAGUUGAAUAAAUGAAACCGUUCGAGUCGGACGAGGAUGAAGCGGAGGAGUUGGGUGUUGCUUACCGUAAAGAACUAAGAGAACGGGCUAAUGGAAGCCUGCAGCAUCUCAGCAGCGCUGUGGAGCAGCAGAACCCUGAUAGUGACGAGGAAUUCGGGCACAGUAACGGCGGCCUCCUUGUACCCGCCGUGCCCGACACGCACAGUGCGUUAUGGAGCCAGAAGACGCAGAGCGAAGCAGUCAAUCAACUGAAGAGCCUCUUACUGAAGCAAGGCAUGGAGAUACCUGCUCCUCCCUCGCCAUCCAAGGACUUGGUCCCAGUGACUCACAACCAGUCCGACUACAUCCAACAUCUGGAAGCUGAAGUGCGAUUCUGCAAGGAAGAGCAGCACGGGCUCAAACAAAGGAUCCGAGUGGUGGUGGUGGAGAAUGAGAAACUGUGGUCCGAGCUCAAAGCCAAACAUGCAGAUGCUUCUCCGAAGGAGCACACGGGGAAUGAACGUGUAGCAGAUGACAGUCCUGCGAUGUCGGGAGGGGAACACGCCAGGUGGAAACAUGAGCUGGAGCAGUUGAAGCUAAUGCACCAGGCCCAGAUUGAAACAAUGGAGGCUCAGGUCAUCUCCCUCAGAAGGGACCUGUCGCUCAGCCAGAAGGAGUGUGAGGAUGUGACUGCUCGCCUCAGACGCAGCGAGAAGGAGGCGGUGGAUGCUCAGCGAAAUCUCGGGGCGCCCCGCGUGGCCGGCUUGUGUUUGAAGUGCGCGCAGCAGGAGGCGCUGUUGGCCGGGGCACCUACCAACGCGCACGUCCAGGCUCUGGAUAGACUUACCAAGGAGCGCGACGAGCUGCUGGUGGCUCUGAGCGCCACGCGGGCCGCUCGGCUGGAAGUGCAGCACAGGGAGUGGUCGGCGUGUCUGCAGGUCAAACACGCCGUGGAGAUAGCAGAGGAAGCCAACCUGCACAAAGCUGAGGUGGAGGUGCAGUGCCAGCAGCUGUCGCGGGAAUUGGCUCGGCAGACGGCGCAGCGAGAGCGAGACGCACAGGCCUCGCAGGACAGACUGGCCGAGGCCCGAGAGGAGGGACGCAACGAGGGGUGCAGGCAGAAAGAGGAGCUGGCAAAUACAGUGGCCUGGUUGUCCCAGCGUGCAGCAGACCUGGAGGGCGAGCUGGGCAGACUUCAUGCGGACAAGAGCUCACUGACCAGUCAGCUAGAAGUUGCACAGAGCAAACUUACGAGUGUGGAAAAAGACAACAGCAAGGUUUGUGCGGACGUGCUGUGUCAGCUCAGCGCUGCUCGACUCAAAAAGGAGGAGGCUGAGCAAGAACUCCAAGACCUCCAAUCCAAAAUGAGCAGGCAGUUGGAAAAAUCUACACAGGAAGUGGAAAAGCUGAGCUCAGAGCUGGUUGGCUGUCGGCAGCGUCUGGAGGCGGUCCAAAAGGACGGGAGCCAAUGGCAGGCCGAAGCCCUGAGCCUGGCGGAACAGCUGGCAAACGCCCAGCGCCAACUGCACCUCACCAGAGAGAAAAAGGAGAUGGCGAAAAAAGCUCAGGAGGAGAAGAUUGUGCGCGCUGCUUUGCGUGACCGAGAGAGCGAGCUGGCGGCCCUGCUGGAGCAAAUGGAGGUGCAACAUCUGCAGAGAGUUGAUGAGCUGAACCGACUCCUGUCUUCCCAAAAUUCCCUGAUCAGGAAGCUAAAGGAGGAGUGUCUUACACUGGGAGCGACAUUGGAGGAACUGACAGGAAACAGACGGAGGGAAGUGGAGCAGCUUCUGGCAGAGAAGCAAUACCUUGAGGACACAGUGAAGAACCUGAGAGCUCGCUGCACCAACUUGGAGGAACAAUGUACUCAACAUGGACACAUGCACCAGCGCAUGAAGAACAGGCUGCAGCUGCUGGACCAGCACUGUCAGAACAGCGCCCAGCAGGUUUGUGAGCUGCUGGCUAAACAGAACCAGCGGAUGAUGCAGGACAGAACCACAAACACACAAAACCUCUCACUGAACUAAAAUCUUUGUUUGUUACGAUUAUUUAUCUUUGCGUCACUUUUACUCCAACAGCCUUUUUUUUAAUACGCUGCAAACAAUAUUUGUAUUUUGGGGCUGAAUGUGACUGCUUGUUGUAGUUCAUGUACAUUUAUACUUGUUGACAUAUGUGGCAACAAUAUUUAUUUUUGUAUUACAUUUUUCCUAUUUAAAUAGAAGCGCGGUGUCAGGGCACUAUGACCCUGCGGAACAUGCUUUAUCAGUAUCAUGCUCCAAAAAGCUGUGCACUACAAACCGUGCUCAUUGUAGCCGCUAAUCCUGACUUUUUCAUGUAAAAAAAAAAAAAUCAGCACAAUUUAUUUUAUACAUUUGUUUUGUAGGUUAAAGUGUUUUAUAUAUUGUGCUCCACAGUAAAUGUUGCUGAUCAAUUUGAAUGUAUUAUUUAUUGUUUUUUUAAUUUAAUUAUAUGGUGAUAAAUGGUUCAAGUCGGUCAAAAAAGUGAAUAGAUUUCGUUUUUUUUAACUAUUUUCUGUUACAGAAUAAAAACAUUGUUAAGUAUAUUCUUUGUUAAGGAUACAAUGAUUUGCAGAGGUGUACUUAGAACAAUUAUUUAUAGUAAUGGCACAGACCCAAACAUAAAUUCACUAAACCCUAUAUUUCAUUUGUGGGCCCUUUUGUAUCCCCCAUAAUUUUGGGGGACUUAAAAAAAAAUUGCUUAGAAAUAAUGAUUCAAAAUCAAUGUUAUAAAUUAUUUACCUAUACAAUUAAUUCACAUCAAAUAUUCCACUUUGAAGUAUUUUUAUGUAAAAUACAUUGCAUAUUGUGUGUGUCGGCCAUAAAGAUCUGGUUUUUUUUUUUGACAAAAUGGGCAUAAACAAACAAAAAUAUAAUAAUCGACGGAUUGAUUUA
Molecule: messenger RNA, 3044 nt
Organism: Nerophis lumbriciformis (worm pipefish)
Lineage: Eukaryota; Metazoa; Chordata; Actinopteri; Syngnathiformes; Syngnathidae
Gene: sdccag8
Product: SHH signaling and ciliogenesis regulator sdccag8
Biological process (GO): neuron migration; centrosome cycle; establishment of cell polarity
Cellular component (GO): centriole; centrosome
Source: RefSeq, a predicted model, not a curated record